This is a messenger RNA of Trichomonas vaginalis G3, 225 nucleotides long. RefSeq lists its product as uncharacterized. The coding region runs from base 1 to 225 and encodes 74 amino acids. The record is from RefSeq and is a predicted model, not a curated record. The transcript has a single exon. NCBI's taxonomy places the organism in Eukaryota, Parabasalia, Trichomonadida, Trichomonadidae.
AUGCUUCUAUUGUUUUUAUUUGCCCUUUUCAGCUUCUCAGAUUCCGAUGGAAAAUCCAAGCUCACAUGGCCCAUUGUAGGAAUAACUCUUGGAACAGGAUUUUCAUUGCUUAUUUUUGCAAUUGUUUUUACAAUUUGCUGCUUCCGCGAGAAACCUGUAGACAAUCGCGUUGUAUAUAUUGAUGGACCAAUAUCUCCUAUUGCAGAAAAGGCAGAUAACAAUUAG